Molecule: messenger RNA, 1861 nt
Organism: Hyaloscypha bicolor E
Lineage: Eukaryota; Fungi; Ascomycota; Leotiomycetes; Helotiales; Hyaloscyphaceae
Exons: 2
Coding region: 240-1742 (500 amino acids)
Biological process (GO): regulation of DNA-templated transcription
Cellular component (GO): nucleus
Molecular function (GO): DNA-binding transcription factor activity, RNA polymerase II-specific; RNA polymerase II cis-regulatory region sequence-specific DNA binding
Source: RefSeq, a predicted model, not a curated record
GAGUAUCUUCUCCCAUCAUCUUAGAAUCGAAUGGUUGCGCUAGGAAGAGUCGCUCUUAUGAGUAGUCAUAUUUUCCGUCUAUUUGUUUGACGCCGCUUGGCGCAUUCUUGGCUCACCUUUGGAAGGAACGAACAAUAGCUUGUUAUCGCAAUCGCCAUCCUAUUCACCUUCCUCGGAAUUUCGCUUUGGGGCGCUACCACUUUCCUUUAGAUUUCCCUCUGAGUUCGUUCUUGCCUUUCAUGAACACAGCACAUGGUCACCCGGAGACUUCGACACUAAUGGACUCCAACAGCGCCCCAGCGAACAUGGCGACGAUGAACGACAGCCAGAACGGAAUGUCCCAGUGGAAUCCAGUCAAUGAGGAGCAGGGGGGUAACGGCGGUAAGAAACCUCGGUGGAGCGACGACGAAGAUAAGACACUUUGCGAGCUGUUGAAGACCCACUGGCAACUCGAAAAGGAUAACUUGGCCAAGCUGAACGGCACGAAGUUCUGGCCACUCAUCUCGGCGAAGCUUAAGGAAUGUGGCUUCGACAGGACUUCGGAACAAUGCAGAAGCUAUUGGUACGGCCAACUGCGUCUUCGAACUGAGUUCAAGGACACUCUACAGUUCCGCUCAGUCAACGAACGCAACAAUACGCCUCUAUCUAUGGCCUCCAAGACUGCAACGGAUACCACCGCAUCAGGAGCAUCCAUGUUUGGAAAACGCAGUAGCUCUGGAUCAUUCUCCACCAUUGAGGCCGGAACAGGCACUACCUCUGGUUCAUUGCUCAACACUGGGGCAGAACCUUCUGGGGAAACCACAACUGAGACUCCGAAGACUAGAAGUGACAUUUCCUUUCAGUCAAUGUCCAAGGCCGUCUUUGAAGCCGACCAUACUCUUUCAUCCUCAAUGUCCAAAUCAAAGAAGGAGAAUGGCGGGAUGGCCCGCUGGGCCGAACACGAGACUCAAAAGCUACGUGAACUCGUUAUUGCCAAACGCAAAUCUAUGGGCAUGGACAAAAAGGAACUCGGUCUCGCGUUCUGGACUUCAAUCUCCCAGGAGCUCGAGAACAAUCAAAUCCACCGUUCCCCGCAAGCAUGCGCACGUCGCUUCCAGAGAACCAGCAAAUUAGGAGCGACAGAGCCAGGUCUUCGAUCAGAUGACACGCCUGAUCCAAUGCCUGAGAAGGCUAGCCCGUACUACCCAAAGCCGAACAAUGAGGGUACCGACACCGAUGCUGAUGCUGAUGAUGGCUCCAAGUCGGACCUGAACGAUGGCGAUACCCCUUACGGCGAGCCACGACGUGGAUCACGCAAGCGAGUAAGCAAGGGAGUUUGGACCGACGAGGAGCACAACAGAUUGGUGCAGCUUAUGAAAGCACGAAGACAAUUGGAGAGCGAGGAUGAGAGUCUGGAGAAGCUCAGCAACUAUAAGCUAUAUGCUCUGGUCUCGAAGCAGCUCAAGCAAUACCUCAUCGAGAGAAGUGCUGGCGCUUGUAACCUUUACUGGAACAACAAAGGAUUUGCUCGUUCCGGAUUUGACAACUCUCCAGCAAUUUCUCGGGAAGGAAACCUCAGAAAGUCUUCUACCCGGGAAUUGUCUCCAGUAGGCAAGAACAUCGAAAAUGCCUUUUCUCGGCUGCCCCGUCAAGAUUUUGAUGACUCGCCUGUUAUCCAAGGCUUUCGCAAGGUAAGAAGCCAGCCCAUAACAUUGUACAGUAUUAUUGAGCAUAAUGGAAAACGCAUGAUGCUGACAGGCUAGGAGGAUGCUGGGCAGUUACCAGCUGCUGCUAAGCGCCCGAGGGGACUCAGUGAAUUCCUUAGUGAGGAGGAUCACGACAACGAGCCAAACGAUCUGGACAGAGUCAAGCGUAGACGCUC